This is a messenger RNA of Poecilia latipinna (sailfin molly), 1208 nucleotides long. RefSeq lists its product as uncharacterized. Gene Ontology annotation, biological process: response to bacterium. The transcript has 6 exons. The coding region runs from base 50 to 1081 and encodes 343 amino acids. The record is from RefSeq and is a predicted model, not a curated record. Lineage: Eukaryota; Metazoa; Chordata; Actinopteri; Cyprinodontiformes; Poeciliidae.
CGACAAUGUGUCCUCACAUUAACGAAGCCUCAAGUGGAUUGAUGAGAAAAUGCUGAUCAUUUUAUGCUUCAUACUCUCUGUCGUAGUUGGACGAUGCAAAGAUAAUCUGGGUGUUGAGACAAGAACUGUUGCUGUUGGAGAAGAUGUGAACCUAAUCUGCCCGCGCUUGACCUCUGAUCAUGAUGCAACGCUGUAUUGGAUCAGAUUUAUUCCUGGACACUGGCCUGAAUUCUUGGGAGGAACAUAUUCCUUCAAUUUUAAUGAUGUUAUACAAACUGCUCAUAUUACAGCAAAACAAGAGACAAAUACCUUUACCUUGCACAUUAGUAAAGUCCAGCACAGUGAUGCUGGCCUUUACUAUUGCUUAAAAGUUAAUUGGCUCAACAUGACUUUUUUAAAGGGAGAAUUUCUGAGAAUUAGUGGAAAAGAAUCAAACAUCACUGCCAUCGUCCAACACCCUCUACCUGAUCAAGUUCAUCCAGGAAGCCCAGUUUCUCUACAAUGUUCAGUCCUCUUUAACUCUCAAGAUAAAACUUGUUCAACAGAUCAUAGGGUGUUCUGGUUCCUAGCUGGAUCAGAUCGAUCUCAUCCCAGUUUAAUUUAUGCUCCUGCAAACCACAGUAAUGACUGUAAGAACAAUCCUGAUGAUCAUUCUGGGCGAAAAUGUCUCUAUAGCUUCUCGAAGAACAUCACUGCUUCUGAUGUUGGGACUUACUAUUGUGCUGUGGCCUCAUGUGGAGAGAUUUUGUUUGGAAAUGGGACCAAACUGGACAUAGAAGGUCCCAGCAUGUUAGAUUUGCAGAAGACAAAUGCAGUAUUUAUUGUGUUAUGUGCCAUUUUGACUGCAAGUGUGAUUGUUAUAUUCAUUCUCACUUACAUCCUCAUGAAGAAAACUUGUCAAUGUUCAAAUGAUGGUAAAGGGAGUCAUGAUGAUCAGCAAAUUCAACAGAGAAACGACAACUCGUUGGUUUACACUGCUCCCACUUUCACCAAAAGGAAAGCUGCCGGAAUAGAGAGAAGAAACAAAGAAACAUCAGAGGCCGUCUACAGUGGUGUCAAUGGAUUGGUGUUUGAUCAAUAGCUCCAUAAAUAUUGUUGCUACUGGAAAUGUUUAUUAUUAUUAUUAUUAUUAUUAUUUGAAAAAGCAUUUAACCAGGCCAUAUUUUGCCUAUAUGAAAACUUACACUUCACAAGGGUGAAAACUUUAA